Molecule: messenger RNA, 2840 nt
Organism: Peromyscus eremicus (cactus mouse)
Lineage: Eukaryota; Metazoa; Chordata; Mammalia; Rodentia; Cricetidae
Gene: Nr1h3
Product: nuclear receptor subfamily 1 group H member 3
Exons: 9
Coding region: 1354-2562 (402 amino acids)
Biological process (GO): negative regulation of inflammatory response; positive regulation of transcription by RNA polymerase II; negative regulation of transcription by RNA polymerase II
Molecular function (GO): nuclear receptor activity; RNA polymerase II cis-regulatory region sequence-specific DNA binding; zinc ion binding
Source: RefSeq, a predicted model, not a curated record
AGGUGGAUCUCUGUGAGUUUGAGGCCAGGCCGGCAUAGUUAGUUCUAGGACAGUCAGGGCUACACAGAGAAACCCUGUCUUGAAAAAAAAAAUAAAUAAAGAAUGCUUCACAAAUUUUCUUGUCAUUUUUUUGUGCAAGGCCUAUGCAAAUCGUUCAGUAUUGUUCCAAUUUUAGUAUAUGUACUGCCAAGAAGAGCACUGUAAUGGACAGUUUCUUACAGGCUGUUCAAUCAGACUGCAUAUAUGGGAGUCCCAAAGUACCUUGAGAUUUUUAGCAAAAGAAACCUUUCACAUAAGUGGCAUCAAAUAAAACAUGACUAACUGACAAGUGCAUAAGUGGGAGUUUUGUGUUUGUUUUGAGACAAGGUCUCAUUUUGUAGGUCAGGCAGGCCUACGACUUAAAAUCCUUUUUCCACUACUUCUCGGGUACUGGUAUUAUAGGCAGGCUCCUCCACAUUCAUCUCAGGGAGUUGUUUUAAGACUAUUUUGUUAUCCCAGCACAUGGCAGAUUGAUGCAGGAAGAUCAGGAGUUCAAGGACAGAUUCAGUUACAUAGCAAGUUCAAGGCCAGGCUAGGCUACAGGAGACCUUUUAGUAUAACUUUUACUCUGCAAAAUUAUCCAGGCCAUUGUGCUUUCAGAAUGUAAAUCUAUAGCUCUCCAAAUAGAAUAAAAAUCCUUCAGGCUUUGCCUUUCUUCCCCUUGCUCAAGUAUGUCGGUCCCCUUUGUGUCUGUCUGUAAGCAUGUGUAGGAAGGAUUGGUGAAGCAGAUGUUAUUUCAAUCUUUGUAGUGUGAAAUGAUUUCAGGAUAAUAUGGGCACUGAACAUUGAUGGUAGGAGCAAAGCUUUACUUUUGUGAUUUCUCAGCCUUUGCAUUAUUUUCUACAGAUGAUUUGAAGUUAUCCUCACCUUGGUUUCUUACAGUUGGAAAAAGAAAACAUCAUGUACAUGGAUAGAUAUUUGCGGCCCUAUUUCAGACCAAAUAAAUCUGCUGUGGGAUGUCUUUCUGUACGCUGUGAAUAUGUGUUACUCUGAUUGGUUGAUAAAUAAAGCUGCAUUGGCCUAUGGCAGGGCAGGAUGGAGCCAAGUGGGAAAAUCCAAGGGAGAUAGUAGUGAAAAGAAAAAAAGGAGAGUGGGGAAGACACUGCUAGCCGCCACCAGGAGAAGCAAGAUGUAAAAGUACCAGCUACAUAAAUCAGUUUCUGAAAGUGAGGUCAAGUUUGAGAGCAAUUGCUCUACUCUGUGUUGGCAGAUGCAGACCUAAAUACAGACUCUGCAACGGAAUUAUGGAAGGCAGAACCCCAAGAUGCAAGAGACCAGGGAGGCGGCAGCUGCAUCCUCAGGGAGGAAGCUAGGAUGGCCCAGUCUGCCGGAAGUGCUUUGAGGAUGGGGUUGGAGGCAGCAGAGUCCACAGCCCUGCUCCCCAGGGCAGAGACCUUUACAGAGCCUACAGAGCUUCGUCCACAAAAGCGGAAAAAGGGGCCAGCCCCCAAAAUGCUGGGGAAUGAGCUGUGCAGUGUAUGUGGGGACAAGGCCUCUGGCUUCCACUACAACGUGCUGAGCUGCGAGGGCUGCAAGGGAUUCUUCCGCCGCAGUGUCAUCAAGGGAGCGCGCUACGUUUGCCACAGCGGUGGCCACUGCCCCAUGGACACCUACAUGCGGAGGAAGUGCCAGGAAUGUCGGCUGCGCAAAUGCCUCCAGGCGGGCAUGCGGGAGGAGUGUGUCUUGUCAGAAGAACAGAUCCGUUUGAAGAAACUGAAGCGGCAAGAAGAAGAGCAGACUCAAGCCACGUCAGUGUCCCCCAGGGUUUCCUCAGCUCCCCAAGUCCUGCCACAGCUCAGCCCGGAGCAACUGGGCAUGAUUGAGAAGCUGGUUGCUGCCCAGCAACAGUGUAACAGACGCUCCUUUUCUGACCGACUGCGAGUCACGCCUUGGCCCGUCACGCCUGACCCUCAGAGCCGGGAAGCCCGACAACAGCGCUUUGCCCAUUUUACUGAGCUGGCCAUCGUGUCUGUGCAGGAGAUCGUUGACUUUGCCAAGCAGCUCCCUGGCUUCCUGCAGCUCAGCAGGGAGGACCAGAUCGCCUUGCUGAAGACCUCUGCGAUUGAGGUGAUGCUUCUGGAGACGUCACGGAGGUACAACCCUGGGAGUGAGAGCAUCACCUUCCUCAAGGACUUCAGUUACAACCGGGAAGACUUUGCCAAAGCAGGGCUUCAGGUGGAGUUCAUCAAUCCCAUCUUUGAGUUCUCCCGAGCCAUGAAUGAACUGCAGCUCAACGAUGCCGAGUUUGCCUUGCUCAUCGCCAUCAGCAUCUUCUCUGCAGACCGGCCCAACGUGCAGGACCAGCUCCAGGUAGAGAGGCUGCAACACACGUAUGUGGAGGCCCUGCAUGCCUAUGUCUCCAUCAACCACCCCCACGACCGACUGAUGUUCCCACGGAUGCUAAUGAAGUUGGUGAGCCUCCGGACUUUGAGCAGCGUCCAUUCAGAGCAAGUGUUUGCGCUUCGCCUGCAGGACAAAAAGCUUCCCCCGCUUCUGUCUGAGAUCUGGGAUGUCCACGAAUGACGGUUCUUCCUCCAUGUCCUCUGUGCUUUGGGACACACGACUGAGGCUUACGGACUGCUUUCUAGAGGUGGAGCAGACUGAGAAGGGCGAACAUUCCUGGGAGCUGGGUGAAGGAGAUCCUUGCGUGGCAUUAAAGGAGAGUCAAAGGGUUGGGUGUUUUGUGGCUGCUGGGCAGUUGGGGACCUACUAUCGUAGUGCACAUCUGAAGACCUUAUUGACCUAACCAAAUAAACUAGCCAGGAAGGCCACUUUGCAAGGGUUCUUCAGGGCCCUGCCCA